This is a messenger RNA of Mangifera indica (mango), 1328 nucleotides long. Its product is annotated as glucan endo-1,3-beta-glucosidase, basic isoform-like. The coding region runs from base 82 to 1104 and encodes 340 amino acids. The record is from RefSeq and is a predicted model, not a curated record. Gene Ontology annotation, biological process: carbohydrate metabolic process. Gene Ontology annotation, cellular component: plasma membrane; cell wall. NCBI's taxonomy places the organism in Eukaryota, Viridiplantae, Streptophyta, Magnoliopsida, Sapindales, Anacardiaceae. The transcript is spliced from 2 exons. Gene Ontology annotation, molecular function: hydrolase activity, hydrolyzing O-glycosyl compounds.
UUCUCUAUAAAAGGCCGCAAAGAAUUGGAGUUUCAAUAUAGCAGUACUUUGUAUAAGUCCAUUCUUCUUCUCUCUUUCGCCAUGGCUAAUUUCCGACCUUCAAUAGUUUCUGCAAUGUUACUACUUGGGCUGCUAAUGGCUGAACUGCACUCAACAGCUGCUGACAUAGGCGUUUGUUAUGGAAUGCUCGGCAACAAUUUACCAUCAAAACCUGAAGUCAUAGCUCUCUUUAACCAGAAUAAUAUCCGAAGAAUGAGAAUCUAUGAUCCAAACAGGGAGACUUUGGAAGCUCUAAGAGGCUCCAACAUCGAGCUCAUGCUAGGCCUCCCAAACAAUGACCUUCAAAGAAUUGCUUCUAAUCAAGGUGAAGCAAACACCUGGGUUCAAAACAAUGUCAAAAACUAUGCCGCCAACGUCAAAUUUAAAUACAUAGCUGUUGGAAAUGAAGUAAAACCUGGCGAUAGUUUUGCCCAGUUUCUUGUUCCAGCCAUGCAAAAUAUCCGCAAUGCCAUUGUUGCAGCUGGUCUUGGAGGUCAAAUCAAAGUCUCCACUGCAAUUGAAACUGGAGCCCUUGGAGAAUCCUAUCCUCCAUCAAAAGGUUCCUUCAAGCAAGACUAUCGACCAAUUCUUGACCCAAUCAUUCGUUUCCUCAAUGCCAACCCAGCCCCGUUACUGGUCAAUUUGUACACCUAUUUCAGUUAUGCUGACAACCCCCAACAAAUCAGUCUUGACUAUGCACUUUUCAGAUCUCCAGGAGUUGUAGCUUCUGAUCCUCCAUAUAGCUAUAGGAACCUGUUUGAUGCCAUCCUGGAUGCUGUUUACGCCGCACUUGAGAAAACUGGUGGAGGCUCCUUGGAAAUUGUGAUAUCGGAGAGUGGGUGGCCGACGGCUGGUGGUGUUCAAACCACUAUAGAUAAUGCAAGAACUUACAACCAGAAUUUGAUUAACCAUGUCAAGGGAGGAACGCCCAGGAAGCCUGGAAAAGCAAUUGAGACUUACUUGUUCGCCAUGUUUGACGAAAAUAACAAGAAUCCGGAGUUGGAGAAACAUUGGGGACUAUUUUCUCCCAACAAGCAGCCUAAGUAUCCAAUUAAUUUUAACUAGUUGGAUUUAUAGACAGCACAAUUAUGUAAGGAAUAAGUCAUUUCUGGCAUGUGCGUCUUUUCUAUGACUUGUAUUACUUAAUAAAAAUAUGAAUAAGUGCAUUUCUUACUUGCACCCCAAACCUCCCCAACCGAGAAAAAAAUAAUGGAGGGCUAUGUAGCUGAAUUUUCUUUCUGUUUGAAGGCAAAUGAUCACUAAAUAAAUUACUUGAUUGUUAAUUCCUA